Molecule: messenger RNA, 1926 nt
Organism: Fundulus heteroclitus (mummichog)
Lineage: Eukaryota; Metazoa; Chordata; Actinopteri; Cyprinodontiformes; Fundulidae
Gene: polm
Product: polymerase (DNA directed), mu
Exons: 11
Coding region: 279-1847 (522 amino acids)
Biological process (GO): double-strand break repair via nonhomologous end joining
Cellular component (GO): nucleus
Molecular function (GO): DNA binding; DNA-directed DNA polymerase activity
Source: RefSeq, a predicted model, not a curated record
UCGGAACUAUUUUGGUGACGCUCCGCCGGUGAGGCGGCGCAGCUGCAUCCGGUAGCUCUGUGCUGAACUUUUUUUGCGGGUAGUUAAAGCUGCUGGAGGGAUGUUUUGGGGGAUAGUCAGUUGUAUGAGUCCCAAUGACUCACAUGCAGUCCUGUUUUAUAUCUAUGUUUUUUGCAAAUGAUUAUCCGGAAGCAGCUGUUAGCGUAAUGUCAGCUUUCAUCGGGUAAUCAGAUAGUUUUAAGUUAAGUUGGUGUAUUGUUUAGGUGAGCCAGAGGGAAAUGGUGCCAUUAAAGCGGAGAAAGGUGGCCCUCUCGGCUACCCAGGGCGCUGGGACACACAGCAGCGGAGAAACAGAGCCAGCCAAGUUCCCGCAGGUUGUUUUGUUCUUGUUGGAAAGAAAAAUGGGAGCCAGUCGAAGAGCUUUCCUCUCUCAGCUCGGACGGAGGAAAGGUUUUCAGGUGCAGGAGACGUUCAGUGAAAAUGUGACUCAUGUUGUCUGUGAAAAGAACUCCGGGGAGGAGGUCAGGACGUGGCUGGAGUCACAGGGAGGGGGCCAGGCUAAGCUCCACCUGCUGGACGUCAGCUGGUACACGGAGAGCAUGCGUGAUGGCUACCCAGUGGAGAUCCAGGACAGACAUAAACUGCAGGAGCCUGUGGUCAGCGACUCGGAGGUCAUUCCCUUCUCCGUUCCCGGCUACGCCUGUCAGAGGAGGACCACUCUGGAAAACCAUAACAGCGUUCUCACUGACGCUCUGUCACUCCUGGCUGAGAACGCCGAGCUGAGCGACGAGGACGGCCGAGGCGUGGCGUUCCGCAGGGCGGCCGCCGUGCUGAAGGCGCUGCCGUCGGCAGUCACACACGUGUCACAGCUCACAGGCCUGCCCUGCCUGGGAGAGCACUCACUCAGAGUCAUUAAAGACAUUUUGAAGAAUGGAACCUCAAGUGAAGUGGAAUCCACCAAGGCGUCUGAGCGGUUUAAAGCAUUAAAGGUGCUGACGGGUAUUUUUGGAGUCGGAGCAAAGACGGCUGACCGAUGGAUCCGAGAGGGGAUACACAACCUUCAGCAGCUACGAAGUUCAGGGCAAACGCUCAACCGCGCACAACAAGCAGGUCUGGAGCACUACGCCGACAUCAGGCAGCCAGUGAGCACGGCGGAGGCGGAGGCCAUCAGGGCGGUGGUGGAGAGGGCCGUGGCCUCCGUGUUACCAGGAGCUCAGAUCGUUCUCACAGGGGGAUUCAGAAGGGGGAAGCUAACUGGUCACGAUGUGGACUUCCUGAUUACUCACCCUGAGGAGGGCCGCGAGGUGGGACUGAUGCCCAAACUGGUCUCCUGGUUGGACUCACGGGGUUUACUGUUGUAUCAGAAAACGAGCAGAAACUCCUACUUGGAGUCUCAGGACGGCCCAGGUCGCCCUCCCUCCAACAUCGACCGCUUCGAGAGGUGCCUGUCCAUCUUCAAGCUGUCCACUCCAGAAGCAGCAAAAACAGACCUGCAGGAUGCAGCAGAAAAUGGUGUCCAAUCGGAGAAAGAUGGGGAGUCCCAGUCAGGGGAGCUCGGUCAACAUCUGCAAAGGAAAGCUGCCUCAGAGAGACGGUGGCGGGCCGUGAGAGUGGACCUGGUGGUCUCCCCGGUCAGCCAGUUUGCUUUCGCCCUUCUGGGCUGGACUGGAUCCAAGCUGUUUGAGAGGGAGCUGCGACGGUGGGCGGGGCACGAGAGGGGCAUGUCUCUGAGCAGCCACGCCCUGUACGACAACAAGCAGGGAAGAUAUAUAAGAGCUUCUUCAGAGGAGGAGAUAUUUGCUCAUCUUGGUCUGGAGUACAUUCCUCCGUCAGAGAGAAACGCCUGAAGACUCCCUGCAGGAGAGGAGAACACCGGGCGCCUAAGGCAGCAGGCUGGAAGCAAAGCCAAACAUGGAUCUGUUGUUU